UCCCGCCCAACUCGGCUUGUGACCAAUCGCAUGCAAUCUUUUUUUUUUUCUAGACACGGUGGUCGCCACAGAAUAGAGCAGGUAGUUCACAUAUGUGCAAUGAUGCAUUUUUGUACUGAGGUGACCAGGACUGCACACAGUGUUCUAUAUGGGGUCUAACUUGGGCAUUGUAUAAUCUACGCAUAACCUCUCUAGACUUGUAUUCCACGCUUUUUGCAAUAUAGCCAUUCGAUUUGCCUUUUAUUUCCUCACCACAUUGGCAAGAGACUUUUAAUGAUGACUCCCCUAUAACCCUGAAAUAUCCUUUUCAAGGAUUUCAUGGGUACCAUGCACAAAAAUAAAAUAAAAUAAAAUAAAUAAAUGCCAGGAUUAUGCAAGGGAUGUACGAAUCACACAACACGUUUGCAAGAUUUGAAUUGAGAAAAAAAGAUUACUGCAAUGAUCAUGUACAUUUGUGCAAGGUGUGCAGGAAACUCAUUUAUUUGACUUCAUUUGGGAAAACAAAGUCACAAGCCUUUGCUCACGUGUUCGCCUGGUCUCGAGCUUGAUAAGCAUUGUACCUGACACUGCUCGGUGACGUUUAUUUUGUAGUAUUUGCCUGAGCCCAUAUAUUUUGAAACCUGAAUCUAUAUAUUGGACAGGCCUUAAGAACGCGGCAGUACCUAAUCUGAGCAGCGGUGCCCUGUCCCGGCAGUGAGAUGGCUCGGAGUUGCAGCUUGGAGUGUUUGGAGAACCAGCUCCUGUGCCCCAUCUGCCUGGAGGUGUUCGCCGAGCCCCUGAUGCUGCAAUGCGGCCACUCCUAUUGCAAGUCGUGCUUGAGCUCGAUGACCCUCGACACAUACGGCCAGCUCCGGUGCCCCGUGUCCCGCUGCGAGGUGGACGGGGGCAGCUCCCCUCCCAACGUCUCCCUGGCCCGGAUUGUGGAAGCCAUGAGCGAGCUGAACGACUCUCACCCGGAGCUGGAGAGCUGCCUGCAGCACCACAACCCGCUGAGUCUCUUCUGCGAGCAGGACCAGGAGGUCAUCUGCGGGCUGUGUAGCAGCAUUGGCGCCCCCUGGAACCAUAAGAUCACUCCGUUGACCAGCGUGUACAGCAGGAUGAAGCUAAUCGUGCACGAGGGCUGGUGGGGGUUGGACUCGAGGCAAUUCCUGACGUGGCUCUGUAUUAUAUUAUCAUGUAUAAUUAUGUCGAUGUAAAAAAAAAAAUCUAAUUUGAAAUUUAUUUCUUUCUUUCUUUCUUUCUUUCUUUCUUUCUUUCUUUCUUUCUUUCU
This is a messenger RNA of Acipenser ruthenus (sterlet), 1270 nucleotides long. RefSeq names its product E3 ubiquitin-protein ligase TRIM50-like. NCBI's taxonomy places the organism in Eukaryota, Metazoa, Chordata, Actinopteri, Acipenseriformes, Acipenseridae. Gene Ontology annotation, molecular function: zinc ion binding. The transcript has a single exon. Bases 699 to 1196 code for a protein of 165 amino acids. The record is from RefSeq and is a predicted model, not a curated record.